AAAUAAAUAAAGAAAAGAAAAAAAUAGGGUAGUCCUCAGCAGUAUUCAGCUAACUGCUCGUCUGCCUGCUGCUCGCCUCCACCAGCACACCAAAGGAGGGAAAGAGGGAAGGAGAUGAAAGGGGCCUUUGUGUGUCACACCAUAAAUUUCACAACCAGGAAGAAAGGUGAGCAGGAAGCCUCAGGAGCAUGUGACUGAGGGAACUCCUCUAGGCUCUCCUUCCCAGUAUGGGAGGGAACAGCCUAACCGCGCUGCGCUCCCUGUUCAUACAUGGCAGGGGCGUCUGUAAGGGAUCCAGAUUAGGUUUGCGUUCUGAGGUCACCAAGCAGAUCGUCUUACCUGGAGUAGAGAAUGUUUGUUCUGUCCUAGGUGUCUGCAGUGAGCAGAGAGUUCUAUGCUUUCUUCUUGGCUCUGUGGGCACUGAGUGAGGCCCCUGGCCCCUGAGACUGCCUCCCCAGGAGUGGCCCUAGCCGUGGAAGCAGGCAGGUAAGGGUUAAAAGGUAUGGGCCAGCCCAGUUCCCCGUCCAGGUAGGCUGGGCCUUUACCUAGUGGGAGGCAGCCAAGACAGCAGUCACUGCUUUUCACAUCUUACUGCCAGGAAAGCUAGGGCCUGGAUAACUACUCUUUUUCAGCUAUUGGAAGCUUCAGCCAGCACUCUGGCAUUGGUGAGUACCUCGGAGCAAUGGGCCCGGGGUGGGUGUGUGGCAGUGAAGGCACAGGAAUUGGGGGCCGGGCUGGGGUACAAUGUCCGGAGGUCAUCAUGCAGAGAGCGUGCCCUGUGGAAGGAGGACAUGGACAAAACAAGGUGGCGAUGGGAGGGUAGCGUUCAGUACAGGGGGGCCUGGGGACCAGGGCAGAUCCCCCCUGGACAUUCUUCUUGCUUGAUAAGAGCAGUUCUUGGCUGGAGAUGGAGGGAGAGGGAUGGGGCAGAGACUCAUCUCGUCUUCUCUUCCCUAUCCCUCGCUCCCUCUCCCCUUUUCAGGGCCGCCUUUCUUACCAGGGCUAUCGGCUCAGGAAAGACCAACUGAACUAUUAGGAACCACUGUUGUUCGGGCGUCUGUUCCUCCCUCUGUUUGUUCCCCAGAGUGAUGGAAGGGGAUGUGCUGUAUGUUUGGGGAGCAUUGGGGAGCAGUCCAGACUUUGCGUGUGUCUUUGCUCAAGUGGUGGCAGGAUGUGGAAAUGGGGACUCUCAUUGACAGCAUUGGAGUGCCACCCAGGUGAAGUAUCUUGGUUGUAAACAGUCAUUACAGCCAGGAAUUUUUCUCGGCUAUGGUGUCAGAAGGGCAGACCUGAAAAACCUGCUGGGCCUGCCUCUGGGUGUGUGUGUGUGUGUGUGUGUGUGUGUGUGUGUGUGUGUGUGUCCCCCCACAUGUGCCCUCAGUGACUCUCUUACUGCAGUCUAUCCCAGCAACAGGACAACAGAAUGAGAAGACAAGGCCCUAGGGCUGACAGGAGGGUCUCAGAGGUCCGUGUGAGGGUGCGUUCGUGACGUGACGCAGGGGCGGUGGAGGAUGGCUUUCCUACUCUCUCGUCUUGGUGGGAGGCAGCCCUAGGUCCCAAAGGCGAGUGUGCAGAUCGUAGCAGAGCAGAAGCAAGGGUUCCUGAGUCAGGUGUGGAGGUGUGGGGCGUUGACCUGUGUCUAGCCUGCCCAGUGACCCAAUGACUCAUACCCUCGCUAUGUCCCUGAGGUCAGACUGACAGGGUGGAGUCGGGGUUCCUGUCUGGACCCUGUGUUGACUUCCAGGAUGCUCAGAUGUGCUAAGGAAGGAGGGAUUGAGGCACGCGGGUGUGGAGCAGGAGACUGAUGUUGGUGAACGGGGUGAACGGGCCCAGCGGUCGGGGGAGUUGGGUUUCUGUUGGCGUGGCGGAGAGUUCAGGCAAGCCUUGGGAAAGUUUGCCAAACUGAAAUGGGUCCGGGAAGCAGGUGUUCUAGGAGCUGAGGGACAGAGGAAGCUGAGGUGGGGUAUCAAAGAAACCCUGCCGUGCUGGAGUGCUGAACCUCAGAUGGGUGGGCUUGGGAGACCGUCUGCAGGGCACAUACUGGCUGGAUUUGCAGAAACGGCUGUGGGGACUGUCUCUCCAUUGAUGUUGAGGUAGUACAUGAGUCCUUUGAGGGAGGGAUACAGACCCUGUGGGACAGUCAGGAAGACUACAGAGAAACUAGGGGUACCUUAUAGGCCGCUUGAUUAUACCCCACGGUGGGAAGAUGGGGAAGGAGCGUAUCGCCAGGCUUCCUUGGUUGUCUGGGUCUUCUCUAGCACAUCAUGCCAAGCUGGGAAUUUCAAGGUAGGUUAAAAUGGGGACUCGGCUGUCUCCAUUAGAUCUUCCCAGUCACCUGCCUUGGAGGUUAGGACAGGUGGCGGGAGGUGAUGUCACCGGGUUGCCCAGCUGGGGACUGAGCAGGAUGUGGGAGGGAGCGGGCAACUCCAGAGAAGCAGAAGGAGGGCUGGCAGCUAGCCAAAGCAGGCUCCAUGGUCAUCCAGGGCUUCUAGGGACAGAAAAGGGAGGCAGAUAAUGUGUUAUCUAUGGCUGCUGGAUGGCGCGUCUCAGCCAUCCCGGCAGGGCAACUUCUGUGCUAGCCUCAGAACAGAGUGGGAGCGAAGAGGGGCUGGAGGGACCCUGGGGUCAGGGGGCACUCCUUGCUACAUCAGGGCCGCAGGAUAGAAUUGGGACAAGUCAAGAGCCAGCUCUGCUCGGUCACACUCGUCCAGCCAGCUGGUACACAUUUGUGGACUACUUGCUGUGUGUAGCAGUGUCUGGGGAGCUGGAGCUACCAAUCCACCGGGGCAGCCAUGCCUCCUCUCCACAUGGCACCACCAGGAGGCACUCGCUCUUGUUCAGCAGGAGCUGGGAGACGACAUCACUCAGGGACCACCUCUGAAAGGGGCAUUUACGCCCCGGAAUGAGCUGGGCUUGGUACUGCCGGCCUUUAACCCCAGCAUGUGAGAGGCUAAGGCAGGAGGGUUGCCGUGAGUUCAAGACCAGCUGAAACACAGCGACUUUCCGGCUAGCCCAGGCUACAGAGUGAGACCAUGUGCCAAAACCAAAAGAGCUCCAAAAUGUUAGGUGAGACUCCCGGCGGUGGCCCAUGGGCCUCUGAGGCUUCCCAGCUUCCCACUUGCUGUGUUAGCACUCAAUGGGAAGGGAACCAAAGUACCAGGCCAAGUGGGUCCAGACAUUGACACCGAAUCUGAGCGGGCGGGCCAGGCUUUGUCCAGCUCUCAGCCAUAGCCUCCAGCCAGUACAAGGAUGGAAGUCAAAGGUCAGCUGAUCAGCUCUCCUACCUUCAAUGCCCCAGCUGCCCUGUUCGGGGAGGCAGCCCCCCAGGUGAAGUCAGAGCGUCUUCGAGGGCUGCUUGACCGCCGGCAGGCCCUGCAAGAGGCCCUGAGGCUGAAACUUCAAGAGCUCAGGAAAGUGUGUCUGCAGGAGGCGGAGCUAACUGGCCAGCUGCCCCCCGAGUGCCCCCUGGAGCCCGGGGAACGCCCUCAGUUGGUACGCCGGAGGCCCCCUGCUGCUCGGGUCUACCCUCCACCACACCCAAACCCAGCUCACCACUCUUUGUGUCCUGCUGAGGAACUGGCUCUUGAGGCCCUGGAGCGGGAGGUGUCUGUGCAGCAGCAGAUCGCCGCUGCCGCCCGACGCCUGGCCCUGGCCCCUGACCUGAGUGGAGAGCAGAGGCGGCGCCGGCGCCAGGUACAGGUUGAUGCGCUUCGGAGGCUGCAUGAGCUGGAGGAGCAGCUCAGGGACUUCCGAGCCCGCCUUGGCCUCCCGGUGCUCCAGCUCUCUGCCGGAGCACUAGUCAAUGCCCAGGGGGUCUGCCUGGGCACACGCCUUGCUCAGCUCAGCCAAGAGGAUGGAGUUCUGCACUCAGAGAGCAGCUCCCUCUCAGAGUCGGGGGCCAGUCAUGAUAACGAGGAUCCUCAUAGCUGCUUCUCUCUAACCGAGCGCCCCUCACCACCAAAGGCCUGGGACCAGUUUCGGGCAGUAUCUGGGGGGAGCCCUGAGCGGCGAGCUCCAUGGAAACCUCCCCCAUCGGAUAUUUACGGGGACCUGAAGAGCCGGCGCAACUCUGUGGCCAGCCCCACCAGCCCCACACGCUCGCUGCCCAGGAGUGCCUCCAGUUUUGAGGGGCGAAGUGUGCCUGCCACUCCUGUCCUCACCCGGGGCACUGGCCCCCGGCUCUGCAAACCCGAAGGCCUCCAGUCUCGCCAGUGGUCCGGUAGUCAGGACUCCCAGAUGGGCUUCCCUCGGCCUGACCCUGCUUCGGAUCGGGCCUCCUUCUUCGCAGCUCGCACGCGCCGCAGCAAUAGCUCUGAGGCCCUGCUGGUGGACCGGGCAGCUGCUGGGGGAGCUGUAUCUCCACCUGCUCCCCUGGCUCCCCCUGCUGCUGGUCCCCCAGUCUGCAAAAGCAGUGAGGUGCUGUAUGAGCGCCCCCAACCAGUCCCUGCCUUCUCCUCCCGCACCACUGGCCCCCCAGACCCUCCUCGGGCUGCCCGGCCUAGCUCAGCUGCCCCUGCAUCCCGUGGGCCCCCUCGGCUCCCACCUGUAUGUGGAGACUUCCUCUUGGACUAUUCAUUGGACAGGGGCUUGCCCCGUGGUGCUGGUGGGGCAGGUUGGGGGGAUCUGCUGCCGGCUCCUGAAGUCCCAGGACCCCUUUCCCGCAGAGAUGGGCUCCUUGCCAUGCUCCCUGGUCCCCCACCCAUAUAUGCAGCUGACGGCAGCAGCCCCCUUCUCCGCAGCAAAGACCCCAACACCCGUGCCAUGCGUUCCAAGCCCUGUGGCCUGCCCCCGGAAGCUAUGGAGGGUCUGGAAGUGCAUCCCAACCCGUUACUCUGGGUGCCGCCACCCGCCCGGCUACCUCCAGGUGGUGAGCGAGGUGGCCAUAAGAACCUUGCCCUGGAGGGGCUCCGGGACUGGUACAUCCGGAAUUCAGGACUGGCCAUGGGGCCCCAGCGCCGGCCAGUGCUCCCCCAUGUGGGCCCGACACACGUACCCUUCCUCCAUGCCCGCUGCUAUGAGGUGGGCCAGGCUCUAUACGGUCCUCCCAGCCAGGCACCGCUCCCGCACUCGAGGAGUUUCACAGCACCCCCUGUCUCCGGCAGGUAUGGGGGUGCUUUUACUGAUGGGUAGGGGUGUUGAAUCAGAUGCUGAAGGUAUCCUGCCCAGGGAGCACUGUGUCAAAAUAGCUGAUGAGUGGGACCACAAGGAUACUAGCUGUAGUCUUGGCAUGGGGUCACUCUCAGACAUAGCCCGCAUUAGUCUUUGGGGUCCUGGUGAGGGGGAUCUUGGAUGUUGGGGGCAGGAGUUCUUUCCCAAGCUUUAGAAGGAUUUUCUCUAUUCUCCCUAGUACUUGACAGCUGGCGGUGAGCCUUGAAGUCGGGGUGCUGGGAGGAGGAAGGGGACAUGUGCUCUCCCUGGCCUUCUCUUCCGAGCUCCAUACCCCCUGCUUAAGAGCCUGAAGGUGCUGUCCUGUGCCUGUCUCCACCUCUUUAACAAGCCUCUUUUCCUCUCUCUCUCUGUGUGUCCUGUCUGUCUUUUCCUCUCUUAUCCUCCCUGUCUUCCGGAUUCCUGCUGUCCUUUCUAAAGAUACUACACGGACUUCCUGUAUCCCCCGGAGCUGAGCGCUCGUUUAAGUGACCUGACGCUAGAGGGGGAGCAGUCUUCCAGUUCUGAUCCCCAGACCCCAGGGACAUUGGUCUGACCCUUUCUCAUAAGCCCCUUGUUGCUCUGGAAAGAAUACUCCAGUCUGGGGGACACGGUCGACCUCGCUGAGCCCUGGGAUGUGGUUGCUCUUGGUCCUGAGGGACAACUGCUCGGUCUCACAGGACCCCCUGACUUCUUUCGGGCCCAAGAGGAUGUCUGAUACCCCUGCUUCUCUUCUCAUCCUGUGCUGGGGGACUGGAGGGCCCCAGCUAGCUUCAAAGAGGGGAUAAUGAUUUGGGGACUCUGCCCCUUCCUCCAUUUCUGUUUACAGUUGUGAUUUAGUAUUCACUGUCUUUGCCCAACACUAGGGAUUUUCUAAAAGGGAAACUGUGAGCUCAUUCCUGGUUGGGUUCAUUCCUGUUCCGAUGCCCAGACUGUUCCAUUCAUGAGCCACUACCCCGCCUCAACAAGAUGGACCAUAGAGUCUCCGGGGCUGAGAUACUGCUGUGAACAGAACUCCCUGCCUCCUCCCACUAGAGUUCUUGGGCAGCUGGGCUCCUGUCCACAUUUGAAGGAUAGAAGUCUAGGUGGGGUAUCUGAAGGAGCUGUUGUCUGCCUCCGCCCGCGGCCUCAGUGCUGAGCUGCUCCGGUCAGGAGGCCACAGAGGCUGUCAAGCAGAGCCAUUUGAGUGUGUCACUUCCUGGGAUGCCGCAGUGGUUAAACCUGGCAACUAGUAGAUGCCAGCAAAACCCUCAGGUGACAUCCGGCCGUGGGCCACAGACCACAUCGUGUCCUCCUUGGCAUUCCUUCUAUUUACCACUUUUUAAACAAAUCCACAUCAGCUGUGUUUUCUAUAUUGUCUGUGACUUUCUGGAGCCGGGGGUUCCCCUACCCCCUUACCUGGUGUUACAUUUUCUUUUUGUACCGAUGGAUCUGGGCCCAAGACACUACUCACACUGGAAGGGGAUUUCUAUAAUAAAUAUAUAAACUGAC
This is a messenger RNA of Peromyscus leucopus (white-footed mouse), 6636 nucleotides long. RefSeq names its product coiled-coil domain containing 120 (gene Ccdc120). Lineage: Eukaryota; Metazoa; Chordata; Mammalia; Rodentia; Cricetidae. The transcript has 11 exons. The record is from RefSeq and is a predicted model, not a curated record. The coding region runs from base 3250 to 5130 and encodes 626 amino acids.